GAGCUGCGCUCAUUGAGCGCCGGAGGUCCACCGUGUCCAGUUCUCUGCGCUGAAGCCGAGGAGGAAAAGACGCUUUGGGGGACUGCUCUGAGAGUUUAUUGCGGUUCCUGCCCCUGCGCUCCGGGUGGAUUUUACUCUGUGGUCUGCAGUUUGUAAAUCAUCGUCCAGCUCUGAAAUGGCUGACAGGAAGCUGGAUGGCUUUGGACAGAUUUGGAUGGUAGCGCUCAUACUGCUGUGUAAUCCAGCAGCGUUUAUGGUGAAGGGAAGUCUGGCGAUCAAUGAAACCCAGCAGCAGGCUUCAACCAGUGUCUACGAUGACAUUACGGUCACCAGGAACAAGAUAGUUACAGCCCAGUUUGAGUGCUAUCAAAAGUUAAUGAAAGAAAAUACCCACAGCAGACAAGAACCUGUGUGCAAUCGCACGUGGGACGGCUGGCUUUGCUGGGAUGACACCAAAGCAGGAGUUACAUCCGAGCAGCACUGCCCGGACUACUUCCAGGAUUUUGAUCCAUCCGAGAUGGUCACAAAGAUUUGCACUGACAGUGGUCAAUGGUUUCUGCAUCCGGAGAGCAACAGGACAUGGACCAACUACACCCGCUGCAAUGAGCACACUGUAGAAGGCAGAAUGACUGCAAUGAACCUUUUCUACCUUGCCCUCAUAGGACAUGGGCUGUCUCUGACUUCCCUCCUCAUCUCCCUAGCAAUUUUUUUCCAUUUCAAGAGUUUGAGCUGUCAGAGGAUCACCCUUCAUAAAAACCUCUUCUUCUCUUUUGUUCUGAACUCUGUGAUCACCAUCAUUUUGCUGAGUGCAGUGGCCAACAACCAGGAGGUCAUGCAGAGGAAUCCAACGAGCUGUAAAGUGUCCCAGUUUAUUCACCUGUACCUGUUUGGCUGUAAUUACUUCUGGAUGCUGUGUGAGGGGAUAUAUUUGCACACUCUCAUCGUGGUGGCCGUGUUUGCUGAGAAGCAGCAUCUGAUGUGGUACUAUCUCCUAGGAUGGGGCUUUCCUCUUAUCCCAGCCACCAUACAUGCCGUCGCUCGGAGCUACUACUACAACGACAACUGCUGGAUUAGCUCAAAAACAUCACUGCUCUACAUCAUCCACGGCCCCAUCUGUGCUGCUCUUUUGGUUAAUUUGUUCUUUCUACUCAACAUCGUGCGAGUUCUCAUCACCAAACUGAAGGUGACCCAUCAAGCAGAAUCAAGUCUGUACAUGAAAGCUGUGAGAGCCACGCUCAUCCUGGUCCCUCUGCUUGGAAUUCAGUACGUCCUGCUUCCCUACAAGCCAGAGGGACGGGUCUCUUCGGAAAUAUAUGACUACAUCAUGCACAUACUGAUGCAUUACCAGGGUCUGCUUGUGGCCACCAUCUUCUGCUUUUUCAAUGGAGAAGUCCAAGCUGUUCUGAGGCGGCACUGGAACCAGUAUCAUAUCCAGUUUGGCAGCAGCAUAGGAAACCACUCGGAUGCCCUGCGCUCAGCUUCCUACACAGCUUCCUCCAUCACUGAGGUACAGGGCUGCUACAGCAUCGACGGUCACUCGGAACACAUGAACGGCAAAGGCUGCCACGACUCAGAUGCCUCCAUACUCAAGUCAGACAGCCCCUUCGCCUGACACAAACGGUGCUCUCAGACUCUGUCCAUCCCACCAUCACCCUUAAAAUCUGCCACAUGCUUGGAGCUCGCCAUCCGGGAAAACUGGCCACUUCCCAUAGAUACGUAGAGGAAAACGAGUGAGGGAAGGAAAUUAUGACUUCUUAUCCACACCAACACAGGUCCUUUAACUGUACUGUACGGUGAGCUUGAUACAGCUACUCCUGCGCUGUGCUUUGUCUACAAUUUGCAUCUGAACUGCUUUACUUGGACUACGAUGCUUUCAUAUCUUUCAGCCUGACUAAAUCAUUUUUAAAUCAAUAAUUACUGACUGCUUGAUUAUCCUCGCGGGUUCAUGUUGUGCACAAAAGGCCUUUGGUUACACUGUAAAUUCUUUUGACACAGUUAGUGCCAAACCAAGAAAUCUUGCCUGCCUCAUUUAUUUUUUCAUUAUCAAUAAUGAAUCAGAUAGGACGUCUAACAUGUGCAUAUUGAAGUAUUAAACAUAUCUGUAUCUUUCACAUGUUAAACUUAAUUUAUCAACAUAUUCUUGUUUAUUAAAUGCAAAUGGAUUAAAUAACAUACAGUAUUUAUGAAAGGUUUAUAUGUUACAUGUUUGUUUUUUUAUUUUCAAAAUUAAAUACUGCUAUAACUUGCCAGCAGCACAGAAACUUUUCUUUGUUUCAGUGUUUGUUCCUGUGUGUGCAGUUCAUGCAGGCUUGAUUUUGGUUCGCACCACUAGCUCACGCUCUUCAUUUCUAGUCAUGCUGAUGUUUGCACCUGCUCAAGUGAUCCUUACUAACGUGUGCAUCAGUUAGGCCACAUGGUUGCAAUGUUUACAGAAUAUUAGCAAAGAGAAGCCACAUUUGAAUGUUGACAGCCAAUGGUGUGUUUCAUUUGAACUUGGAAUUUUCCCAACCAAAAGUUAGUUUUUUGUUUUUUAACUGGAACACCCCCCUCAAAUCUGACUUCCAAUUCGGAAGGUUAGAGAAUUCCCACCAAUAACGAUUUUACAAUCCAGUAUAGCAGUGCAUGUAAUCUGUAAAGCCUAUAUUGCUGAAUAAGCCAUAUUCAGAGCAUUGACCACGUUUUGUGUGUGAACAUGCAGCAGUGGUGUUUUCCAGCUUAUAAAAUAAGCAAAGCGCUAUAUUGCUAGUCAUGCAUGAAUGGCUCUACCUUGCGAAGGAGCAGAACGCCGCUAGGAUGCACUCGGCUCGGGAGUGACAUCACACCCUACUCUGAUGUGCAACUUCUAAGGCAAAUGAAAUGCAGCAUUUGUUUAAAGACUUGGCUCCUUUAAGCACGCAUUACAUUUACUUAUACUGCUGUCUUUAUCCUUACCCCUCUUAAAGCAUUUAAAAAUAAUUAAGAUGUCAACAGUACUCGGUUUUCAGACAGAAUACAGGAAGUUAAUUGGAUGACGUGCUGCUUUUUCCAGUACCGUAGCAGGAAGAAAAUUAAAUCAAAUUGAAGAAGACCAGAAUUAUUAAUGUUCGCAUGAAAGAGGACAAAGAUUUAAUUCCUCUUGUGUAAUGAACAAAGCCAUGUUUCUGUUUCUUUAUAGUACAACCGUCACUUCCAUCUUCUUUGAAGCCAGUACACAUUAUUCUUUUCUACCUAAACUGAAUCUGUAUCUUAAUGUUAGCAAGCGUACUAUCUGUACUAAAAAGCUUACGGAUUUGUAAGAAACUUCAGGCCGUUAAAUCCCGAUAUAGGUGGGAUUACUUUUGCAUUUUGUCCCCGUCUUUUUACAGGAUAGUCAUGCUACCAAACAAUAUCUUAUGGCCAGUAUGAAUGUUUGAGUUCAGUGAUCAUAUAAUCAGUUUGCACAUAAAAAAUGGAAAGUGCAAUAGAACCAGGCAAAAUCGUGAUGCAAAUGAAGCAAGCAACAUUAAUGUCCACUAACGUGUCCUGCUUCACUGAAGAAAUUAAAAAUGGCAAAAGAGAAAAAGCAUUAGAUCUGUGUGAAGUGUCAAGGAAUGACGUUCGUUAUUUUCAUGCAUGAGCAAAUUAUAAAAAUCUCCAAAACUUCCACUGCCUGUUUGUUUUAGGUCUGACUGGUGCUUUCUCAGUUACUUUGAUAUGAAUCCUAGCUGGGGCAAAACCCUUCUUACCUCAGUGAACCAAAUCUUUAUAGUGAUUAGUGGAUAAAAAUGCAUGCAUUAAUUUAGCCUACUCUUAUUCCCAGGGUUGAAAUACUGAUGUUUUGUCAAAGCCACUGGAGUCUCCAAUACUUACAAGGUUGUGGUACUACAACUCACCUAGUUUAAGGGGUCUCUUGUCCCCAAAUUAUCACAUAUUGACACUUGUAGAGGAGCUCUUGGUGUUGUAUUUAACCACACUGGUUUAGAGCAAUUUUUAUACAUGCAGGGUUAUGAAUUUACAAACCAUGGUCCCUUCCCAUGCCUGGUAGUUUUACUAUUUACUACUAUUAUUUCUGAUAUUUCUGUAUAGGACGCCAGUGACAUUUGAUAGAAUGUCGAUAUUUUGUGACCAGGGAUGAAAACACACAAUUUACUCUUCUUUUUGUGAUUUAUUUAAAGGCUAAAAGUAUUUUAUUCCCCGAGAGUGAGGUAUAAAGAAGACAUUAAGGGUUAAGGUAUAUGAUUUUCUUUUUUGGAAAGAGCCCUCUGCUUUAGCACAGUGCUAAUGCUAGUCUGCACACAGCCUUAUUAAGAAGUACACAUGAUAAAUUUGUCACAUUUUACACCACAAAACACUAAAAAUUGUAAAAAUGUGUACUGAUAAAACAGUUUGAAAGCAUUUACUUCAUUUUUAAAUGUGUGUUCUUAGUGCUCAUUCACAUCACAGAACCUUCUUUGAACUUUUGUUUCUUUUUUUUAUUUG
Neolamprologus brichardi is the source of this 4437-nucleotide messenger RNA. RefSeq names its product calcitonin receptor-like a (gene calcrla). Gene Ontology annotation, molecular function: adrenomedullin receptor activity; calcitonin receptor activity; calcitonin gene-related peptide receptor activity. Lineage: Eukaryota; Metazoa; Chordata; Actinopteri; Cichliformes; Cichlidae. The record is from RefSeq and is a predicted model, not a curated record. Gene Ontology annotation, cellular component: plasma membrane. Gene Ontology annotation, biological process: cell surface receptor signaling pathway; adenylate cyclase-activating G protein-coupled receptor signaling pathway; angiogenesis.